Messenger RNA from Salvia hispanica, 2925 nucleotides. RefSeq names its product protein kinase family protein (gene AP4.3A). Gene Ontology annotation, molecular function: protein kinase activity; ATP binding. The record is from RefSeq and is a predicted model, not a curated record. Gene Ontology annotation, biological process: protein phosphorylation. NCBI's taxonomy places the organism in Eukaryota, Viridiplantae, Streptophyta, Magnoliopsida, Lamiales, Lamiaceae.
AUCCACCUCUGCAAACUUGCUAAAUAUCACAACCAAACAAAACCUUUUGGCUUUUGCAGUGUGUGAACGUAAUACAACCAAGAACCUUCUUUCCUUGUCUUUAUUCCGCUUUAAUUUUUCCGCAUUCAAUGACAAAAGCCGGUAGGUUUUAGUUGUGACUUGGCCGCUUCCAUUAAUUUCAACCCUCUCAACCUAAUCCUGUUAGAAAUUCUAUAUACAUAUCAAAUCAGUUCACGCUCAAUCUGCUUUCCCAUUUUCACCGAUGUUCAUUAAAAAAAAGUUUUGAUCAAUCCUUCCGCACCAUGCAUCUAAAGAGCCUCUGUUUCGUUUUACCCACAGAGUUUGACGAGCCCGAGAAAGCAGCCGCGAGCGGGCCUCCCACUCGCGGCUGCGGCGGCCUCGCCCUGGCCCACCUCCGCCGCUCGCUGCAGCGGUUCCUCCACUCUAAGUGGAUGCCCCCCUGCCACUGCCACCACGACGCGGAGGCGAAGAGGCCCAACCCCUUCGCCGCCGCGCCGCUGUUUGUGGACGCGGAGGGCGUCCAGAUUCAGGAGAAGGUCGGGGGCGAGAACCCCCGGAUAUUCAGCUACUCGGAGCUGUACGUCGGCAGCAACGGGUUCGACGCGGCCGAGGUCCUCGGCAGCGGAGGCUUCGGCCGCGUGUACCGCGCCACGCUGCCCAGCGACGGCAGCGUGGUGGCGGUCAAGUGCCUGACCGAGCGAGGGGAGCGGUUCGAGAAGACCUUCAUGGCGGAGCUGGUGGCCGUGGCGCACCUCCGCCACCGCAACCUGGUGCGCCUCCGCGGCUGGUGCAUCCACGACGAGCAGCUGCUCCUCGUCUACGACUACAUGCCCAACCGCAGCCUCGACCGAGUACUCUUCAAAAAACCCGAAAAAAACGGAGACUCCGCUCCCCUCAGCUGGGAAACAAGGAAGAAGAUCGUCAACGGAUUAGCAGCUGCUCUGUAUUACCUUCACGAGAAGCUGGAGACGCAGAUCAUCCACAGAGACGUCAAGGCCAGCAAUGUUAUGCUCGAUUCCAACUUCAACGCCCGCCUAGGCGACUUCGGCCUCGCCCGUUGGCUCGAGCACGACCUCGCCUACAAGCCCAAGACGCCGCCAAUUGUCAAGAAUCGCCAAUUUCGUCUAGUUGAAUCCACAAGAAUUGGCGGCACAAUAGGCUACCUCCCUCCAGAGAGCUUCCAGAAGAGAAGCACAGCCACAGCAAAGGCGGAUGUGUUCAGCUUCGGUAUCGUCGUGCUUGAGCUCGUCUCGGGGAGGCGAGCCGUUGAUCUAACGUACCCCGAUGAUCACAUCAUCCUCCUCGACUGGAUCAGACGCCUCUCCGAUGAGGAGAAGCUCGUGCAAGCCGGGGACAGCCGCCUCAGCGAUAGAUCAUCGAAACUCUCUGAAAUGGAGCUCUUGCUACGCCUCGGCCUUAUGUGCACUCUCCACGACCCGCAGUCGAGGCCGAGUAUGAAAUGGGUGGUGGAAGUCCUCUCCGGCAACAUAUACGGCAAGCUCCCCGAGCUUCCGUCGUUUCAGACGCAUCCGCUCUACAUCAGCCUAACCUCUUCGAGCAACACGAGUAACACGAGCAUGAGCAACACGGGGUCUCGGACGAGCAGCGCCACCACAACGGCAUUCUACUCGUCAGACUUCGUGACAGCGAAUGCAGAGACCAUAUACAUAACUGCAGAGUCCGACAGGAGCUCGAUCAAGACCUGUGGUGGUGGAAAUGGUAAAUGUUUCCCUCUGGUGGAGACUCCGAGAGUCUUCACCUACGAGGAGAUCGUCUCCGCCACUAACAACUUCUCAGACUCGAGGAGAGUGGCGGAGGUCGACUUCGGGACCGCGUACCGCGGAUUCCUGGAGGGGCAGCGCCACGUCAUAGUGAAGAGGCUGGGGAUGAAGACGUGCCCUGCAUUGCGGAUGAGGUUCGCUAACGAGUUCAAGAACAUGGGAAGGCUCCGCCACCGCAACCUCAUCCAGCUCCGCGGCUGGUGCACUGAGCAAGGCGAGAUGCUCGUCGUCUACGACUACUCUGCCAGCCGCCUCCUCAGCAACGUCCUCUUCCACCACGACGAUCGAAACCACUGGCAGUCGAAACUGCGAUGGAGACAGAGAUACAAUGUGAUUAAAUCGCUUGCUUCCGCUGUUUGCUACCUCCAUGAGGAGUGGGAUGAGCAGGUGAUCCACAGGAACAUCACUUCCUCUGCUAUAAUCCUAGACCAAGACAUGAACCCGAGGCUCGGGUCGUUCGCUCUGGCCGAGUUCUUGACUAGAAACGAGCACAGUCAUCAUGUGGUCAUCGAUAAGAAAAAGUCGGUUAGAGGUAUUUUCGGUUACUUGUCACCGGAAUAUGUGGAUUCGGGUGAAGCAACGACGAUGGCUGAUGUGUACAGCUUCGGGGUGGUGCUGCUGGAGGUCGUGACGGGACGUAUGGCGGUCGAUUUCAGUCAGCGUGAUGUGUUGUUAGUGAAACGAGUGCAUGAGUUUGAGAGACAGAAAAGGCCAUACAAGGACUUGGUGGAUUGGAGGCUGGAUGGGGAGUAUGAGGAUAGGGAAUUGGUGAGGUUGGUGAAAUUAGGGCUGGCGUGCACACGGUCGGAUCCGGAGAGGCGGCCGAGCAUGAGGCAGAUAGUGAGUAUACUUGAUGGUCAUGAUCAGUGGCUGGUGCAGACAUGCCCGAGGAAGGAAGGGAAGGAAGAAUGGAGACAGAGAAACGCCCCUUCAGUGUGUCUGAUUAGAAGAAUUCAAGCUCUUGGAGUGCAAUGAUCAUCUAUAUAUGUUUCUUCUUUCAUUUGUGUAAUUACAUAUGCUUUUGAGAUUAUGUUUUUUUGUUUUUCAGAGUGUGCCAGGUUUUGUAUAUUAAAAGAAAAACCACACAUUUAGUUAGUGAGAAAUGUUUCCAAUGUUACUAUUA